This is a messenger RNA of Jaminaea rosea, 1029 nucleotides long. RefSeq names its product indigoidine synthase A-like protein. The transcript has 2 exons. The coding region runs from base 1 to 1029 and encodes 342 amino acids. Lineage: Eukaryota; Fungi; Basidiomycota; Exobasidiomycetes; Microstromatales. Gene Ontology annotation, molecular function: pseudouridylate synthase activity. The record is from RefSeq and is a predicted model, not a curated record.
AUGCCCUCACCAUCCGCAAUCCGGCGAGCCGCCAAUGCCCUCACGUCACUGCCCCGCCACUUCGUCCUAUCAGAACAAGUCCGCCACGCCCUGAGCACCAAUCAACCACUCGUAGCCCUCGAGUCUACAAUCAUAACGCACGGCCUACCCGCCUCGGUCAACCUGCGCGUAGCCCAACGCUGCGAAUCCGUAAUUGAAGCAGCAGGUGCCACGCCCGCUACCAUUGCUCUGCUGGACGGACGCGUCCAUGUGGGUCUUGAAGCGCGACAACUCGAAAGGUUGGCGAGUACAGCGGAGCACAAGGGAGAGAGGGCAGUCAAGACUGCCAGGAGGGAUUUGGCAGGCGUACUGGCGAGUAAAGGCAUUGGAGGGACAACAGUAAGCGCUACAGCGCAUCUGGCCUCGAUGGCGGGUAUCGAAUUCUUUGCUACGGGCGGCAUCGGCGGGGUGCACAGGGGCGCCGAGAGGACAUUCGACAUCUCCUCGGACUUGACAACCCUCUCCACCACCCCUAUAAACCUCUUCUGCUCCGGCUGUAAAUCCAUCCUCUCCCUCCCUCUUACCCUCGAAUACCUCGAAACCCAAAACGUCCCCGUCUACUCCUUCUCCUCCCCACGCGGCGAGUUCCCAGCAUUCUACACCGCAAAGAGCGGACUAUACGUCUCACCCGUACCCGGCGGGGCGGCUGAAGGGGCGGCGCAGCUGAUAUGGAAUGCGAAGCGUGUCCUGCGCGAGAAGGCAGGAGCACUUUUCGCUGUGCCUAUUCCGGAGGAGUAUGAGGAAGAGGGGAAACGAUUACAGGAGCACGUUGAGAGGGCGGUGAGGGAAAGUGUGGAGCAGGGAGUCCACCAACGCGGCAAAGAGGUCACGCCUUGGUUGUUGAAACGCGUUGGUGAGCUCAGCGAGGGGCGUAGCCUGGAGAGUAACGAGGCGCUCGUGGUAAAUAAUUCAGAGGUGGCCGCACGGACUGCUGUGGAGUAUUGGAAGUUGAGGGGGGAGAAGGGCGUGGAGAAGAGUGUACGUGUCUAG